CCGACCUAUCUGGCGAGCCAGCCAAAACCCCCCCCCCUUCGAACGAACCCAAUUGAACCAGCAACCAUGUUGUCGGCAUCCAGACGAGCGACGAGCGCCAUGUCGCGGCAGCUCCGCGUUGCCUCGAGACCCUUUUCCGUGUCGACGACGGUCCGCACCACCGAGAGACCCGCCGUCGUCGGGAAGAACGAGGCGGCAACCCCCCAAGUGGCCGACAACACCGUCCCCGAGCCGGUCGGCCAGGCUCCCAACCGUUCCCUGGUCUGGUCGCGCAACCAGAAGCCCCGCGCUGAAGCCAUGACCGGCCCCCGAUUCGAGCAGACCGACUUCUCGCUCCAGCCACAACCGCACUCCGCGAUGGAGCUCGUCCACCAGGAGCCGGUGCGGUGGACUCACAAGCGAGUCGUCGCAUGCGACGGCGGCGGCGGCGCCUCCGGCCACCCCAGGAUCUUCAUCAACACGGACAAGCCGGAGAUCUGCAGCUGCAACUACUGCGGCCUCCCCUUUGCCAACGAGCAUCAUCGCAAGCACCUUGAAUCCCUCCCCCAGACCUCGUACCCUCUCGCAUAAAAGAGCCAGCUGUGUCGGUCGGUAUAAGGGGUUUAGUGACGGCGGCGUCGGGAUGAAAGGGAGCCUCGCCCUGUGCUGUACAACGGGCUGGCGAUGUCGUGUAUAUGUAGCAGGGCCAUUGCUUCGGAUAACCAUUUUUACAUUUCAACUAGACGAGAACU
Molecule: messenger RNA, 731 nt
Organism: Colletotrichum destructivum
Lineage: Eukaryota; Fungi; Ascomycota; Sordariomycetes; Glomerellales; Glomerellaceae
Product: Putative Zinc finger, CHCC-type
Exons: 3
Coding region: 67-570 (167 amino acids)
Biological process (GO): mitochondrial electron transport, NADH to ubiquinone
Source: RefSeq, a predicted model, not a curated record